GAAACUUGAAACCUUAAAUGGCUUAAAUGGGUUAAAAAGUGAACCAAAACAAAAACAUGGAGAAAGCAGGGAAGGAAUCAAAGAAGCGAUUUGACUUUAAAUUAAUCAAAUUAGUGAAAGAAUAUCCGGCUCUUUACAAUAAAUAUCACGAGGACUUCCACAAUAAACUGAAGAAGGAUUGGUUGUGGCAAUCAAUUGGUCAAAAAUGCGGAAAGUCAGGUGAACGCUGCAGGGCACGUUUCCAGAAUCUAAGAAGCGACUUUGUGAAGAGAUACAGAAAAAGACAGUCGUCUUCAAAUGCUGAUAAUAAUACAGGGUCCACCAAAUGGCUUUUUUACAAUGACCUCCUCUUUCUCGCAGAUCAUCUCUGGCCAAUGAAGAAAUUGCGAUCAAGUGGAGAGAUUAAGAAGAAUGACACUGCCAAUAUGCCCAUGAAAGAUGAACCAGAGGAUGUGAAUCCAGAUGGUGAAAACUUCAGUGAAUUAAAUGGGAAUUGUGAUACCCAAGAAGAUCCUAUACGAAUGUCUCCUGUUCAACUGGACUUUGAAGAGUCACUAGAUGCAAAUGAGACUAGCAGAAUACUGAUGGUAGAAAAUCCAGGAGGAACUGAAUCUUCUGGAGUUGAUAAAGUACUUCAGUCUAUGAGCCAACUCAUAGACACCCUCCAAAAAACCGUACAAUGCAAGGAAGUGUCUCCCCAUAAACCAUUCCUGGACCUGAUUGAGAAGCAACUUUUGAAUGUUCCUCCGGACAAAUUAUUUGAUUUUCAAUUAGAAAUUUUGGGCCAUAUUAAUAAAAUGAUCAAGGAGUAUAGAAAAAAAUGAGCUGAAGCACUGCUGGAGCUGGAGAAUAUUGGGAGUUUUUGUUAUUGAGAAUCUUAUCUGUAAUGAUUAAAAUAAUAUUUUAUAAUUAAUAUAAAAAAAAAAAAUAUUUUCUUUUCCUUCGAAUAUCGAGCGGAUAAUAAAAAAAAAAAUGCUUUCUAA
Molecule: messenger RNA, 983 nt
Organism: Phlebotomus papatasi
Lineage: Eukaryota; Metazoa; Arthropoda; Insecta; Diptera; Psychodidae
Exons: 3
Coding region: 57-824 (255 amino acids)
Biological process (GO): regulation of transcription by RNA polymerase II
Cellular component (GO): nucleus; transcription regulator complex
Source: RefSeq, a predicted model, not a curated record